CCAAGCACAGCAUCAACUCAGCGACAGAAAUAUAGCUAAAAUGGCGGUGGAAAACAGCGCCGAAUUUCAGGAUGAUAAAGAAAUCCUCAUCAACAAGGGUGAUGUUCAAGAGGUACAACAAAAGAGCGGAGCUGUCACAGAAAGAACGACUGCCAAACCAUCCAAAAUGACACUGUAUCAUUGGACGCAGUCCUUCAGUUCGCAGAAGGUGCGUCUGGCCAUAGCAGAGAAGGGACUGAUCUGUGAGGAGUAUGAUGUCAGUCUGCCUCUUAGUGAACACAACGAGCCCUGGUUCAUGAGACUGAACCCGGCAGGAGAGGUACCAGUCCUCGUCCACAAUGACAACGUCAUCACAGACCCUGUUCAGAUCAUGGACUAUCUAGACCAGAACUUCAGAGAUGAGGGAACUGCUAAGCUGAUCCCCGAGGAAGGCAGUAUGUACUAUCACAGAGUCCAGCACUACAGAGAACUACUGGACUCUCUACAGAUGGACGCCUAUACACACGGCUCUAUACUCCACCCAGAGAUCACCGUGGACUCACACAUCCCAGCCUAUGCUACCACACGUAUACGAGCACAGAUUGGGAACACAGAGUCGGAGCUGAAGAAGCUAGCGGAGGAAAACCCAGAGCUAAAAGAUGCCUAUAUGGCUAAAACGAGGCGUUUGAAGCACAAGCUGUUUGACCAUGACAACAUGAAGUAUCUUAAGAAGAUUCUGGAUGAGUUGGAGAAAGUCCUGGACCAGGUUGAGACAGAGCUACAGAGGAGAGCAGAGGAGACACCAGAGGAGGGCAGUAGUCAGUCGUGGCUGUGUGGAGAGUUCUUCAGCAUGGCCGACGUCUCCCUGGCUGUCACCCUGCACCGCCUCAAGUUCCUGGGGCUUUCCCGCCGUUACUGGGGCAACGGGAACCGCGGCAACCUGGAGGCCUACUAUGAGCGUGUGCUGGAGCGCCCGUCCUUCCGGAGGGUUCUGGGUCACGUAAACAACAUCCUGAUCUCGGCCGUGCUACCCGCUGCGUUCCGGGUGGCGAAGCAACACGUGCCGGCGUUCGUUGGCACCACGCUGCUCAUAGGCAUCCUGGGAGGAGCCACGUACCUGGCCUUCCUUUACCUGAAGACCAGGAUGUUAAUUACCAGGUGGUAGAGGUGAGAGAGAGAUGGGAAGAGAGUGGCAGGGUAGGAGAGAGAGA
This is a messenger RNA of Oncorhynchus gorbuscha (pink salmon), 1190 nucleotides long. RefSeq names its product ganglioside-induced differentiation-associated protein 1-like. Gene Ontology annotation, cellular component: mitochondrial outer membrane. The transcript has 6 exons. The record is from RefSeq and is a predicted model, not a curated record. The coding region runs from base 41 to 1144 and encodes 367 amino acids. Gene Ontology annotation, biological process: mitochondrial fusion; mitochondrial fission. NCBI's taxonomy places the organism in Eukaryota, Metazoa, Chordata, Actinopteri, Salmoniformes, Salmonidae.